CAGUCGUUGGCUACGGGAGGGCGGUGGUGAUGACGGACGGGCGUGACGGCCCCGCCGCGGCUGCGCCUCCUCCCUCUCCUCCCGCCGCCGCCGCCGAGGCCUCGUCAGACUCAUCAUGAGAGGAGACAUAACCCUCAAACAAAUACAUCUGGAUCAAAGGAAAAGCAGUCCAAGGCCAUGCAAGCCACCUGUAGUCACCUUCACAAUCUUCCAGGAACUGGAGGCAGUGAGACUGCCCCAGCUUCUCAUUGUGCCCAUACUGUAAGAAUGACUGGUGAAGGUUCUUGCCAUCAUCCUGGAGACAUUCACAUCCAGAUAAGCCCUGUACCUGGAGAGUGUGGUGAAAGUCCAAGCCCUAGAAACUUAAGGUCUGGUUCCCAAAGCAAUACUCAGGGCUGCAUACACGGUCGAUUAAGAAGUCAUUCACACAAUGAAGCAAGGCAACCUGAUGAUGCUACCAUGGAGCCAGGAGAAAAUGGCAGCAGCUCUAUCUCUGAGUUUCGCUGUCUCUUCCAUUGGUUACAGAAAAGUCUUCCAUAUAUUUUGAUUUUGUGUGUCAAACUGGUAAUGCAGCAUAUAACAGGCAUUUCUCUUGGAAUUGGGCUGCUAACAACUUUUAUGUAUGCAAACAAAAGCAUUGUAAAUCAGGUUUUUCUAAGAGAAAGGUGCUCAAAGGUACAGUGCGCUUGUUUACUGGUAUUCUUAGCAGGAUCUUCCGUUCUCUUAUAUUACACCUUUCAGUCUCAAUCACUUUAUUACAGCUUAAUCUUUUUAAAUCCUACUUUGGAUUUUUCGAGCUUCUGGGAGGUACUCUGGAUUGUGGGAAUUACAGACUUCAUUCUUAAAUUCCUCUUCAUGGGCUUCAAAUGCCUUAUUUUGUUGGUGCCUUCUUUUGUGAUGUCUUUUAAAUCCAAGGGCUAUUGGUAUAUGCUCAUAGAAGAAUCAUGCCAGUAUUAUCGAACUUUUGUUCCUAUUCCAGUUUGGUUUCGUUACCUUGUUAGCUAUGGGGAGUUGGGAGGCAGUGUAACAGGAUGGAGUCUUGGGAUUCUGCUGGGUCUGCUCUACCUCAUUCUAAAACUUCUAGACUUUUUUGGGCAUCUGAGAACUUUCAGGCGGGCUUUACGGAUAUUUUUAACACGCCCAAGUUAUGGGGUGACAGCCUCCAAAAGACAGUGUUCAGAAGCUGAUGAUCUUUGUUCUAUCUGUCAGGCCGAAUUCCAGAAGCCUAUUCUUCUCAUCUGUCAGCAUAUAUUUUGUGAAGAGUGUAUCACGUUAUGGUUUAAUAGAGAGAAAACAUGUCCACUUUGCAGAACUGUUAUUUCAGACCAUGUAAACAAAUGGAAAGAUGGAGCCACUUCAUCACAUCUUCAGAUUUAUUAAAUCCUGUCAACUGCUAUUUGGUGUUUAUAGGAUGCUGGUUUUCAUUCGAUGUUUGACUAAGUAAUGUGGGUACUGCUAUAAUUGAAUUUUAAAUGGACUUUCAAUGUUUUUAGUUCAAAACUAAACUUGAGCAUCCAAAUCAGACAUUUUAGACUAUUACAAACAAGUUAAAGAAAAUUCUGUCUUCAGACAUGAAAUUUUAAGAAUUAAAUGGGUAAAAAGCAACCCUGUGUUUUUUUUUGACUUUUCUUCUAAUUCAGUGUUGUUCAAACAACAUUUUCAUCUGUGUGUAUUUAAAGAUCUGUAUAAUGUUAAAUUGUUUAGACAUUCUCAGUAUGUAGUUGGACAAUUAGUAGUUUGUUUUGAGGAACUCAGGCAUUGUUUCCUGCUGGAAUCAAAAUCUUAUUUUUUCAUGGUUUUAAGGUACAUGUAUAUAAAAACGGUUCUAGCUUUUUAGAGAGCAUUGACUUUUAUAAACCCAAUUCUGAAUUAUUCCUAGAAUUCUUAUGCCACUGUAAGGGAUUUCAAUGUAUUUUUCUUGUGUUGGCUUUUAAGAAUAAUAGGAAUAAUUCCUAUAUUUUAUAAAACUUGUAUUUUUUAAAUUUAAAGUUCUAAAUACUAUAUUUUGUCUAAAUUAGAUUUUCCAAGUCAAAGGAACUGACUAGGGAAGGUAUAUUUUAACCUGUAUUGUUAACUGUCACUUUAAUUAGCAAUCAGUGAGAAUAAAUGAAAGUUAAAAAUU
Molecule: messenger RNA, 2122 nt
Organism: Phascolarctos cinereus (koala)
Lineage: Eukaryota; Metazoa; Chordata; Mammalia; Diprotodontia; Phascolarctidae
Gene: RNFT1
Product: ring finger protein, transmembrane 1
Biological process (GO): positive regulation of ERAD pathway
Cellular component (GO): endoplasmic reticulum
Molecular function (GO): ubiquitin protein ligase activity
Source: RefSeq, a predicted model, not a curated record